Messenger RNA from Syngnathoides biaculeatus (alligator pipefish), 4008 nucleotides. It is a transcript of the gene nt5dc1, whose product is annotated as 5'-nucleotidase domain containing 1. NCBI's taxonomy places the organism in Eukaryota, Metazoa, Chordata, Actinopteri, Syngnathiformes, Syngnathidae. The transcript has 14 exons. The coding region runs from base 1711 to 3030 and encodes 439 amino acids. Gene Ontology annotation, molecular function: 5'-nucleotidase activity. The record is from RefSeq and is a predicted model, not a curated record.
CCUCACAGUUCUGAGGACCGGGGUUAAAAUCCCGACCCUGCCUGUGUGAAGCUUGCAUGUUCUCCCUGUGCCUGUGUUGAGUUUUCUCCAGAUACUCUGGUUUCCUUCCAAAUCCCCAAAACAUGUACCAAAAGAUAAUUCAAGGCUAAAUUCACCCAAUAGCGUGAAUAUAAGUGUGAAUGGAAUGAAUGAAUUGUGACAUACAAGAUAAGACUUGGUGAAACUGGUAGUUUGUCUGUGUGAGAAAGAGCACACAAGUUUUUGUUCGUUUUUAAUUACUGCCUGUGGCUUUGGGUAUGCUGUAAGAGUAGAUUUUUCCCAUCAUCUUGGUGUGUGAUAUUUACAAUAAAUCUGGCUGAGAAAAGGCAUGUGUUUGGGGAGGGAAUGAUCAUCAUUAAUCUCAUGUGGCUCUUUGCAGUAACAGUAAAAGAAAAAAAAUGUGGCUACCCCUGCUCUAGAUAGUGUAGUUACACCUUGUUCAGAUUCCAUAGUUUGUGCAAAUGGAACCAUGUUAGCCUGAUGAUUUAGGUGUUAACAUUUCACUCUCUGGUGCUUGCUUGACUGUAGCCUCAAUCACUUGCUUUACAGUGUAGGCUUUCACGCCCUCAUCCAGACGAUUGUCCGUCUGGUGGUUCGCGCAGUUAUGUGGAAAUGCUGUAAACGCAAGAGGGAGCCAUGGCGCCGUCAUUUCUAAUAUUGAAUAUACUUCAUUGGGGCGAGUUUCGGCCAAAAAAAUGAAUCAUAACUCUUUGAAUUCGUUACCACUGUUAACAGCUGUUGCUGUGAUGAACAUCAGACAUAAAGAUAUGAAACAAGAAGUGGUCAUUUUACUGUUGGGGGUUUGAUAGUAGUGUAAUUUACUUUGUUUUACAGUCAAGUACCUUAAGUCCAACAUAUGAUGUUGCUUAUGUGUUCGAAAAAUGAGCGCCAUGGCGAGAGCAAAGCUAAAUGUGUUCUUUCGAAUCAUUUGGAGUGCAACUGCAAUUAUGGUCCACGAGAGUAUAAAAUGCUUCUCCGCGCGUCGUUCCCGAUUUGGACACAAAACGUGUAGCCGAUUCUUCGGGGCUGGAACCUCGACAAGGAGUGGGGCAUCCUCCCCACGAGGCGCCGACAUUUUUGCGGACAGGUAGAUUGACCAGUGUAACCGAAAGAUGGCAGUAAUGCAAUUUACUAGAGGUCACCCUGCCAUGCGUCUUUUUGGACGAAGAAGACGCACACUCCACCAUAUGAGCGAUUUGCACGGAUGCUUGUGGAACAAUCUGUGUUACACAUGUAGAACGUAGCGUUACAUGUUUUAAAUCAGGUGCUCCACCUGAAUAUUCUUGACUUGAGCAGUGAAGUUGACCUAAACACUGCGGUGUAAUACAGUAUUCACCCUGAGUCGCCAAUUUUAUUGUGUGGCCCAGCACCUGAACACCGUGUAAUUGUGAAAGCUUCUGGAAAGCUUGGAACGUUUUAUACCUUCAGCGACGAUGACAGAUUUUUUCAGUUUGUUGGAUAACGAUGUUGUCGGUUUCGACUUAGACCAUACGCUCUGCCGGUACCAUCUGAAGGAGACCUCCAAGAUAUCGCCAGAAUGCACAACAGCCAUCUAUUUUUUUCAAAAAUUUCCCAGGGGAUGCCCCAGACCCACUUAGCAGGACUUCACACCUUCAGUGUUCACAUUUCUAUUUUCAGGAAUUUUCACAAAAGUCCACUUUCAUCUCUACAAUGGUUGCUCCUGCUUUAGAUCAGCUAAUCUACGAGAGUUUUGCUCAGUAUCUCGUGGAACAUAAAGGCUAUGAUAAGGACCUAUUAAACCUAACACCUACUACUUGGGAUUUUUGUUUCAAGGGCCUAGUGGUGGACCUUGAAGAUGGAAACUUAGUGAAACUUGCUGAAGAUGGAACUGUUUUGAGAGCAACACAUGGGACUACUGACCUCAGCACAGAAGAGAUCAUCAAACAUUAUGGUCCAAAAAGAGAGUGGAAGCACUUUAACAGCCUCAAUACCUCUUUUGCAAGAUCUGCUAAAUACUAUUUGUAUGACAACUACUUUGAUCUACCUGGUGCUCUCCUCUGCGGAAGAAUUGUAGACAUGUUACAUGAGUGGGGAAAUGAAGUGAAUUCAGACUUUUGGAAAGACAUGGUAGCUGCCAUUGACCACAAUUACAACACAUCAGCAUUUAGAGAGGAUGCAGGAACUUAUUUUCCCAAUGUUAAGAGGGACCCUGGGCGUUAUUUGCAGACCUGUUCUGAAUCUGUUAAGAGUUGGCUAUGGAGCAUGAAGAAUGCAGGGAAAGUCCUUCUCCUGAUUACCAGCUCCCACAGUGACUACUGCAGGCUCAUCUGUGAAUACAUCCUGGGGAAGGACUUUGAGGAGCUUUUUGAUGUCGUCAUUACAAAUGCCCUCAAACCUGGUUUCUUCUCCUUAAAACCGCAACAGCGAUCCUUCAAGAACCUUGUGAAUGAUGUGGAAAGUGAGGAUCUGCCAUCAUUGGACAAACCUGGUUGGUACUCCCAAGGCAACUGGAUGCACCUCCAUGAACUGCUUAAGACCAUGACAGGAAAACCAGAGCCCAAGGUUGUGUAUUUUGGAGAUAGCAUGAGGUCAGACAUGUUCCCUGCCAGCACCUUUGGAAAAUGGGAAACUGUGAUGAUUGUGGAGGAAAUGGAGGGUGACUGUGUCCCUAAGAGUGAUGCAGCCAAGUCAAAGGAGGGCCAAGUGGAGCCACAGGAGAAGAAGGGAAAGUUUGAGGAAAGCAUGAAGUCACCCUCCACUUUGUCUAACCAGUGGGGUUCCUACUUUGUCGAUGUACAUAGAAGUGGUGGAAAGGACGAGGACAGCCAGAAACUGACCUGGUGCUGCCACUGCAUUCACAAAUACAGCACCAUGGCCAUCCCUAGUGUUGAGCACAUAGCAAAAGGAAAACGAGCUUUGCCAAGUGGAGAAGACAAAGCUGAAUUUCCAUGGAAAGAAGAUGAGGUGGCCCAAGUUGAAAGAACAACACGAGUAAUGGAUUCAUUAACAAAGAACAAACAAUCGCAGUGAAAGAAAAACUACAUUCGCUGGACAACGACAUGAACAGGAUCUCCCUCUGGAUUAUAAAUUUCCCAGGUUUUCUCCAGAUAAACCGUGCACAACUGGAUACUUCCCAAAGCCCCCAGAUUCUUUGCUAAACAGAUGCAAAAGUCUGACCUGAAGAGGAAGUACCUUUAUAACAGACUCAUCUUUACUUUAUCCCUCUGCUUCUUGAGUUUUCUGUUUCUCCACUUACACCCGUAGUUCCCCAUCAAACCCAAAAACCUGUGUGGAGCAUAUAUUCCCCACCAUUAAUGAAUCUUUCAGAAAACAUGAUGGAUUUGAUGUAAGAUAUAGUGUCUGUCUAACUGUUUAAUCAGGCCUGUAUUUCGACGCUGUUGUGUAGUUUACCAAACAUGAGAAUGCAACAUAGCGUGGGUUUCUGUCUGAGUACAGUUGUUCCUUGUCUUGCGAGUAUCAUUUUUUUCCUUGACCCCAAUUGUAAUGCCAAUCACUCGCAUCUCAGAUCAUCUUUCCAUUUUGAAAUACAUGGGAAUGCCAUUAAUGUGAUCGAGCUACCCACCCGGCAAUAAUUACAAUUUUUUACAGAGCAUAAAGAAUAACAUGCCCCGGAGUAUUGAUUAUUUGUCUGCAUAUGUUGCUGCACAGUUUAUGUUCAAAUAUCCAUUAUAUAAAGGUUUAUAGGUGCUGCAACAUCGAUGCUAGUUUCGAUAGUCCGUCGACAGCAUUUUGUACUCUGCAUUAGCAAAUUAUUGGGUGCACAUUGGCUAAUUUCUCCAAAAACCCGUAAGUUGGGUCACUUGUAAGUUGAGGUACCACUGUAUGUGUUUAUUUAUGUAGUGUAAUUAACUGUGGAAAAUGUUGUCAUAUAUUUCAAAUUUUAAAGGAAAAUAUGUCCAGAGGUAAUUACUUUAAUGAAGUUUUCACUUACUCAAAUCCCAGGCUGUUUGCAGGUGUUUUUGUUUCAGUAUGUGUUCAUCACUGUUA